AAGACACGCUAUUCAUGGAUAAAAAUCCGAGGUAAUCGGACCAGCGGAAAAGUUGUGCGCAAGAUAUGUAGAAAACGACAACAAUUUAUUUUGCUGAGGUUUUUUUUUGGUUCGAUCAGGCGACUUUGCUGAUCGCGAAUUAUUAUAAAAGUGCAGGGGUUGUCUGAACUGACGAGCACACAAGGAAACGGCGGCGGCGCUUCAGGGAAGAAGUGCCGUGGUGAGAAAGAUUCUUAUCUCUCUCACACCAAUCACAGCCGCACCCGAUACGCAUCCGACAGCAUUUCUCUACAUUCUCUGCAAUAGCAUGGCCAGGUCUAGUAAAGCGACUUUAGUGUUGCUUAUCUACGGAAUCAUAAUGCACUUCAGCGUCUACUGCACACCCAUCGGGCUCACCUACCCCAAAUUAAGACUUGAAAAUGAUGUAUUUGACGAAGACGGGAACUCAUUAAGUGACCUGGCGUUUGACAAUGAUCAGAUUGCUAUAGGAAGCCCUGUCACGGACGAUGUUUACACGCUAUACUACCCUCCGGAGAAGAGCGGAGGAAGCGACAUGGAGGAAGAUUCGCAACCAUCAAAAAGACAUUCGGACGGGAUUUUCACUGACAGCUACAGUCGCUACAGAAAACAGAUGGCCGUCAAAAAAUACCUCGCAGCAGUCUUGGGAAGAAGGUACAGACAGAGAUUUAGAAACAAAGGACGUCGGUUUUCCUAUCUGUAGCGUCGAUAAAACAGCCACCACCCACCCCUUCUCCCAUGUGUACAUUCUAUCCUAAGAUCAAGUCAUCCUGAUAUAACUGACUAAUCGGUGAAUCGCGCCUGUGUUCUUUUAAACAUGUAUUUAUGUAUGAAGUAAAGCCAUUAAAAUGAAUAUUUUAAUAAUAA
Engraulis encrasicolus (European anchovy) is the source of this 885-nucleotide messenger RNA. It is a transcript of the gene adcyap1b, whose product is annotated as adenylate cyclase activating polypeptide 1b. Gene Ontology annotation, cellular component: perikaryon; extracellular region; neuron projection. Gene Ontology annotation, molecular function: pituitary adenylate cyclase activating polypeptide activity; neuropeptide hormone activity; peptide hormone receptor binding. Lineage: Eukaryota; Metazoa; Chordata; Actinopteri; Clupeiformes; Engraulidae. Gene Ontology annotation, biological process: positive regulation of transcription by RNA polymerase II; neuron projection development; positive regulation of protein kinase activity. The record is from RefSeq and is a predicted model, not a curated record. The transcript is spliced from 4 exons. The coding region runs from base 308 to 721 and encodes 137 amino acids.